CUCCGCCCACUUCAACGACUGUUCGUUCCUUGUUUGCAUUUGUGCUGACUUCUCUACUCACAACGAUCUACUUUUUGGUGAUUUAGUCAUGUCUUUGGAGGUGGAAUCAGCAGAGUAAGUACUCUAGCUAUACAUAUUUGCACAACUGUAAAUGCCUGUAUGAUGUGUUUAUUUAUUAUUGUUCACGUGGCAGCUCUAAACUCAGUUGAGGCCUACCUCAACCUGCAAGCAGCUUGUAUCCAGUUAGCUAGUUACCUAAGCUAACAUAACUUGCCUGCUAGCUAGCUAUGUUUCAUUGGCAAGCGUUGAUGUUUUUGUACCUACCAUUGGUCUUUUUAAUUUAGCUAUGUAUUGAUAGUAUUGCAGCCAUAUAGUCUUAGCUAGCUAAUAUUAACGUUCGCUAAUUUAGGCGUUCUGACAGGCUAACGUUAGCUAGCUAACUGGCUUGCAAGCGAACAAGAAGACCGAACUUGUCUUCAUCAAGGCACGUCAUGUUUUGAUGCGAGUCUACCAUGAUUUUGCAGCGUGAUUCGUCUGAUAAUGCAGUACCUGAAAGAGAACAAUCUGCACCGGACAUUGACCACCCUGCAGGAAGAGACCACCGUGUCUUUGAACACUGUGGACAGUAUCGAGAGUUUUGUGGCAGACAUCAACAGUGGCCAUUGGGAUACUGUGCUGCAAGCUAUCCAGUCCCUCAAGCUCCCUGACAAGACUUUGAUAGACUUGUAUGAACAGGUAAGAAGUUGCCGUGAAUCGGGAUGGUAUGUUGUAUUUGGAAUUCGUAUGCACCAGAACUUUAUUUUCUAGCUAGCUCUGUUAUGUCUAUGUUCUGUAAAAUGGAGAGUUCUAAUGCGUUUGUGUGCCCCCCUAGGUGGUGUUGGAGCUCAUUGAGUUGAGAGAGUUGGGAGCAGCCAGGUCUUUGCUAAGGCAAACAGACCCCAUGAUCAUGCUGAAGCAGACGCAACCAGAGAGGUACAUUCACCUGGAGAACCUGCUGGCUCGUUCCUACUUUGACCCCAGAGAGGUGAGUUGACGUCUCCUAACAUCACUCCCUGUAUAGAGGAGAUAUAACUCAGUAUGAACUAUUUUCCAGGUUGUCUGGUUAUGUCUGUGCAUCUAUUGUAUGCCUGAACAUCUCUAAUUGAACACCAAAAAUAACCUUAACUCGUGUUCUCCUGAAAUAAAGCAUAAAUAAAUGUCCUAUAGAGUUUUGACUUUGGCAUUUGUGUAUAUUUGUUCCGUUGCCACUCAGGAAUGACUUGUGUGUUUUGUUAUGGGUUCAGAGUUCCUGCAGUCUUGUGUUUGUGUCAUUGCUCAGUGUCUGUGUGCUCUCCUCCCUGUGUCCUCCAGGCCUACCCAGACGGCAGCAGUAAGGAGAAGCGACGCGUGGCCAUCGCCCAGGCCCUGGCCGGGGAGGUCAGCGUGGUGCCCCCCUCCCGUCUCAUGGCCCUGCUGGGACAGGUGGGUGACAUGUUCCUAUACACCUGGCCACCCAUACGGUCUUUCCAAGUUAAUUCAGCACAUAAAGUCUGAUCUACGACCAGGCUAAUAUUAUGUUGCAGCAGCAGAUUAGUAUUUUAACCACCAUCUCUCUCUCAGUCCCUAAAAUGGCAGCAGCACCAGGGUCUCCUGCCCCCAGGUAUGACCAUUGACCUGUUCAGGGGCAAGGCAGCCGUGAAGGACGUGGAGGAGGAGCGCUUCCCAACACAGCUCACUAGACAUAUCAAGGUACUGUAUGUCCAGCUAUGGUAUUGCCAGUGUUUAUUAGUAAGGAUGGUUUUGAUGCUGUCCCUUGGCCAUGGCUUUCUUACAACAGAGAUUCCUGUGUAUCAAUGGUACUGGCUUGGUUAUGUAACAUUUAAUCAAAUGAUGCAUAAAACACAAUGCAUGAAAACAAGAACGAGGAGUGCUGCUUGGGUGUCGUCAUAAUGCAGUGUUAUUCUUACUAGUUUGGGCAGAAGUCCCACGUGGAGUGUUCCCGCUUCUCCCCUGAUGGUCAGUACUUGGUCACAGGAUCAGUGGAUGGUUUCAUCGAGGUCUGGAACUUCACCACUGGCAAAAUCAGAAAGGUGCGUGUGCGAUCUAACACAAAAUGAUACUGUGAUUUGUGGCAAUUUUGGAAAUAGACUGGAUUUCAAUUUAUGGUGUUUUCAAAAUACCCUUUUACUGCCUUGCAAGCGUUUUAAUAAAAUGACCUAAUUAAGUGUGUGUGUGUGUGUGAUAGGAUCUGAAGUACCAGGCGCAGGAUAACUUCAUGAUGAUGGACGAUGCAGUGCUUUGUAUGUGCUUCAGUAGGGACACAGAGAUGCUGGCCACAGGGGCCCAGGAUGGCAAAAUAAAGGUCUGUACUGACACUAUAGGGAUGUCACUUUUCCCUCAACUUUUAAUGUUCAAACUCUUCCAUUGGGUUGAGUGGAUACUCACACUACCUUCCCUACCUCGUCUUUCCUCUGACAGGUGUGGAAGAUCCAGAGUGGUCAGUGCUUGCGGCGCUUUGAGCGUGCCCACAGUAAAGGUGUCACCUGCCUCAGUUUCUGCAAGGACAGCAGCCAGCUGCUCAGUGCCUCCUUUGACCAGACCAUCAGGUGACCUGCACACAUGAAUCUCUUUCUCUCAUGUUUUCUCUCUUUGUUUUUUCUGCAUAUAGAACAGUGGUCACAAAGGAACCAUAACUGUUAUGUUUAUGCGUUCCACAGGGUUCACGGAUUGAAGUCGGGCAAGUCGCUGAAAGAGUUCCGCGGACACUCCUCUUUUGUUAAUGAAGCAACAUUCACACCUGAUGGCCACCAUAUCAUCAGCGCUUCCUCUGACGGCACUGUGAAGGUAUGAACCCCCACUCUGCAAAAGGCUGCUAGAAGCCAACUGUCCCAUAAUAAGUAAAAAAAAGGUAUUUGCAUCAGAUACUGUAUUUUGACUUGUCUCCACCCCUACCAGAUUGUCCAAUUCAUGGGAUGCCCGGUGUACCUGCAUUUCCAGGAGAAUAUACGUUAAUGAAUUUUGAUUAACACUUGUGUGUGAAUAUCCUGUCAGGUGUGGAACAUGAAGACCACAGAAUGCACCAACACCUUCAAGUCCCUGGGCACCUCGGCCGGCACCGACAUCACAGUCAACAACGUCAUCCUGCUGCCCAAGAACCCAGAGCACUUUGUGGUGUGCAACCGCUCCAACACCGUUGUCAUCAUGAACAUGCAGGGCCAGGUCAGGACUCAACUUGACCACUUAUGGUCUUUUUUAAUUGAAAUAAAUGAGUAUUCGUUUUGAAUAUUUUAAAAAUAUUUGUUUGACCUUAUUCCCUCUGUCCUCCAGAUUGUGAGGAGUUUCAGCUCUGGUAAGAGGGAGGGAGGAGACUUUGUCUGCUGUACGCUGUCUCCCCGUGGCGAGUGGAUCUACUGUGUAGGAGAGGACUUUGUGCUCUACUGCUUUAGCACAGUCACCGGCAAGCUGGAGAGAACCCUGACAGUAUGUUUAUUAAAAUAGGAGUUGUCAAUUCACUUGAAUUAAUUUGUGUGUAGACAAUUUAGUCAGACAGGGUCAGGGAUAAUGCACGUAAAUCAACAUUUCUGUUAGUUCAAUGUAAAAGUGCUAGGAUUGGCUAUAGCCUAAAGCGCGGGUUGGCAACAGGCAUCCCAGAGAGAUUUGUUUUGGGGGCAGGGUCAAUUUGCAGUGUACAAAUUAUAAUUAUGUUCCGGCCCCCCUACGGCUGAAUCUAGUUGCCUGCCCCUGGCCUAAAGGUUGUAUUAGACUUUUGUCUCAUAAGCUCUUGUCUCCCCCAUCCCAGGUCCAUGAGAAGGAUGUGAUUGGCAUCGCCCAUCACCCCCACCAGAACCUCAUCUCCACGUACAGUGAGGAUGGCCUACUCAAGCUCUGGAAACCCUGAGCAUAGACCUCCUUAACCCCACAAGCCCCCUUCCAUCGGCAUGCCAGCUGCUCUUCCCAUGGGAUGCUGCAGUGUUUCCUCUAUCAUCACUUUAGGCGGGACAGGUAGUGACUCCCAUCUAGCUCUUUUGUUCAGGCUAAAAUAUUUUGGCCCCAAUUGAUUCAAAUUGUCAGUCUGUGUUGCUGUUUUGGGGCUCCUGCGCCACGCCUAAGAGAAAGUCUAGCUAGGGGAAACACUGGGGUAUUGGGAGUGCAGGUGUGGGCAUUAGACGUACCUUUUUUUAAUAGAAACGUUUCUUUAUGUAAAUAUAUUUUUUUUAUUUCAUUUUUUUCCAAGAAUGGGUACUUUGCCUCAUUUGUCAGUCAGGUCAGCAAUUACUUUGUGUUACUGCACAGCAAGAAAUAGAAAGGGCUUUCAUUUGUCUCUGGUGAAUGACUCAUGUUGAUUUUUGUAUCCCCGAUCUGAUGAUAUUCCUUUUCAUGUGUUGCUGUGUUCCUAGAUGUGAAAUGCAUGGAUUAUUGCUAUUAUGUAUGGAUUAAGUGUCAGUGGUUGACUGGAUUUACAUUUUACAUGUACUAUUUCUUGUCUGUCCCAUUAAAGAUAUUUGAUCAGGUA
Messenger RNA from Coregonus sp. 'balchen', 4492 nucleotides. NCBI's taxonomy places the organism in Eukaryota, Metazoa, Chordata, Actinopteri, Salmoniformes, Salmonidae. The record is from the annotation of a GenBank genome assembly.